CGAGCUCGGCCCGCAGGCUCGGGGGCAGAUCGCUCCGGCGGGGCCGGGAGGCAGCGGGGAGGUGCGGGCUGUGCCUCGCCUCGCCUCGCCCCGCCGGCAGCCCCCGGCACUCCCCGGACGUGCUAUCUCCGCUACCGCCCAGGCGGGCCCCAGCGCUGCCGCCGCGACCCUCAGGAGCACCGAGGCUUCUCCUGGGCCUGGUGCCCGUCGGUGCUUCUGUCUUGCUUUACCACGGCUCGGUAUUGCAGGGAGGAGAGUAAAUCACUGGCUCUGGUUGAGGAUUCAGAAUGGGAGACAAGCCUAUCUGGGAGCAGAUUGGAUCCAGCUUUGUACAACAUUACUACCAACUUUUUGAUGCAGACAGGACUCAGUUAGGAGCAAUAUAUAUUGAUGCAUCAUGCCUUACGUGGGAAGGACAGCAGUUCCAGGGCAAAGCAGCCAUUGUUGAAAAACUCACUAGCCUCCCUUUCCAAAAAAUACAACACAGCAUCACAGCACAAGACCACCAACCUACACCUGAUAGCUGUAUACUCAGUAUGGUAGUGGGACAGCUUAAGGCUGAUGAAGAUCCUAUCAUGGGAUUCCACCAGAUAUUUCUAUUAAAGAACAUCAACGAUGCCUGGGUUUGCACCAAUGACAUGUUCAGGCUAGCACUGCACAACUUUGGCUGAGCUGCCCAUCCCGAGGCACCCGGGCUUUUAUUUUUAUUUUUUCUUUUUUUUUUUCCCCUUUAUUUUUUUCCUUUUUUUUCUUUUUUUUUUUUGUUUUUUUCCUCCUCUCCUCUUAACUGGUAUUACUCACACUCACGGAACAUUCCAAAUAUCAUACACAAACCUGCAGCACUGCAGAGCGUGAGCAAGCAAGACUUGUGACCUGCCCUUCUGCUGAGUUUACAUUGUCACUAGAUGAGUUUCUUGUGCAUGAUGUUUGGAAGUUAGACUUAGCUGCAUUUGAUAAGAGAAAUUUGUGUUGUACCAGCAUGCCUCGGAAAGAAUUUAUAAUGCAAAAGGUUGUUGUUUAUGUACUGACAAGAUGCUCUAUAACCCAAAGAAAUGAAAGAACAGCAGCCUGUACAGCCCAGUUAUUGAUUUGUUCAGAUGUUUCAAUGCUACAUUACACAAUAAAACAGAGAUUUUCUUAAAAGUUUAAA
This is a messenger RNA of Poecile atricapillus (Black-capped chickadee), 1150 nucleotides long. It is a transcript of the gene NUTF2, whose product is annotated as nuclear transport factor 2. The coding region runs from base 288 to 671 and encodes 127 amino acids. Gene Ontology annotation, biological process: protein import into nucleus. Gene Ontology annotation, cellular component: nuclear pore central transport channel. The transcript has 5 exons. NCBI's taxonomy places the organism in Eukaryota, Metazoa, Chordata, Aves, Passeriformes, Paridae. The record is from RefSeq and is a predicted model, not a curated record.